Acaulospora colombiana is the source of this 280-nucleotide messenger RNA. The record is from the annotation of a GenBank genome assembly. NCBI's taxonomy places the organism in Eukaryota, Fungi, Glomeromycota, Glomeromycetes, Diversisporales, Acaulosporaceae.
AUGGCCCACAACGAUGACAAGUCUCUGCUCGAGCAAAUCGAUGAUAUUGCUCCUAUCAAGCAGUUUGAUGCCUUUCCAAAACUACCCGCCUCGUACAAGUCACGUACAAAGUUUGGCGGCUUUAUGACUGUUUUUGUCAUUGCACUCUCUUUUCUUCUCAUCCUCAACGAUAUAGGCGAAUUCAUCUGGGGAUGGAGUGACUAUGAAUUCUCUGUUGACCGAGACCAGCAUCGACUGCUGGAAAUAAACGUGGACAUCAUCGUCAACACUCCCUGCUCUU